Oppia nitens is the source of this 867-nucleotide messenger RNA. Its product is annotated as ceramide synthase 1-like. NCBI's taxonomy places the organism in Eukaryota, Metazoa, Arthropoda, Arachnida, Sarcoptiformes, Oppiidae. The transcript has 6 exons. Gene Ontology annotation, cellular component: membrane. The record is from RefSeq and is a predicted model, not a curated record. Gene Ontology annotation, biological process: ceramide biosynthetic process. Bases 1 to 867 code for a protein of 288 amino acids. Gene Ontology annotation, molecular function: sphingosine N-acyltransferase activity.
AUGUUUGAUGAAGCCAUAGGACCAAUUGGCCAGUAUUAUCAAUUGACCAAAACGGACAGCAAAAAGAUGCCGGAAAGUGGCUGGAAGUUUGCCUUCUAUCUGAGCACCUGGUCCUACAUGGCCUACAUUAUUAUGAUGAGGAAAGGCGCACAAUAUUUCUAUAGUCCAUCAAUCGUAUGGCAGAACUAUUCAAUAGAUAAUCCGGUGGAGACUGAAAUAUAUGUCAUAUAUAUGGUUCAGUUGAGCUUUUAUUGCCAUUCCCUAUACUCGACACUGUGUGUGGAUCAGUGGCGUAAGGAUACGCCGGCACUGAUGGUCCAUCACGUGUUGUGUGUACUCCUUAUAUCCAUAUCAUUGGCCACUAAGACUCAUAAAUCUGGUUUGUUUGCAAUGUUUUUGCACGACGGGUGCGAUAUAUUACUAGAGGGAACCAAACUGAGCCGGUAUUUUAAGAUACAGGGAGGUCGGGUCAUCAAAAACAUGGAUGCCGUCACCAAUGCCGGCUUUAUUUGCUUUAUAAUGGCUUGGAUCUAUUGUCGUCUAUAUUGUUAUCCAUUAAAACAAGUAUAUAUGGCAUCGGUAUACGUGACGGCCAAACAAAUUCAAGUGCCUUUCAUUCAGCCAAUUGUUUUGAUGCUUUGGUUACUACUCAUUAUGAAUAUCUAUUGGUUUACUUUUAUCUUAAAACUACUCUACAAAGUGGUCACCGGACAGAUCAAAGAAUUGGAUGACAAUCGAGAAUAUUCUGAAAACAAGAAUAUUUCCGACGAUUUAGAUUCAGCCGACAAAUUGGCCGCAAAUGGACGCUAUUAUCUGAGACAACGAAAAAUUGAUUACAAUUUAUUACAUACCGGAAGAUCGCAAUAA